AUGGAAGUUCAUAUGAUUUGUGGGGAGAAUGGAACGCCCACAUCAAACAGGGCUAAGAAACAAGUGGUCAGAGCAGUGAAGUCAGGAUACUACCAUAAGCAGGUUAUGGAGAUUACAAGCGCGGCAGAAGAGCCGACGAUCACCUUUGGGGCAGAGGAUCUACGUACACUAAUGUACCCGCACGAUGAUGCGCUGGUUAUUAUGGCGGAUAUUGCCGGCUGUAUCGUUCACCGUGUUUUCGUAGACUCGGGCAGCGCGGUGAAUAUCUUAUAUUGGGAGUGCCUUCAAAACAUGGGAAUAGACGUUCAUAUUGAGCCUUUGUUUGGGUUUGGAGGAGAAAUGGUCAUGCCUCUGGGUUAUGUGGAGUUACCGUUAAAUCUCGGCACUACAGCUGCUAAUAGCAAAACUAGGAUGGUGCGUUUCUUGGUGGUUGACAUGCCAAAGCCCUCCUACAAUGUAAUACUUGGCCGGCCUGCAUUGAUGGCGUUUAGGGCGGUGAUCUCUAUGUUUCACUUGAAAAUGAAAUUCCCCAUCGAGGGAGGGAGAGUGGGAGAAGUCUGUGGUGAUCAAACAGCAUCGAAAGCUUGCCAUGUACAAAUGCUUACACAUUCAGCGGGACAGAAAAGGGAAAGAGUGACAGAGGGAUUGGAUACACGGAAGAAGGGGAAGGUGGGCGAAGUGAAUGCUUCGAUAGAAGAGCGCCAGGAAUUGGCAGACAUAUUGAAAGACAGGGACAAUACAGAAAAAACCGCGCUGGUGUCUACUAGUGAUUUUUGCAACAUGAUCGAAUUGUUCCCAGGGAAAGAGGGUUUUCAAACCAAAAUUGGGUCUUCCAUGAGUGAUCAAGUCAGAGACGAGCUCAUUACUUGCUUGCGCAAAAAUGCAGAUGUGUUCGUAUUCAGCACCGCCGAUUUAAAGGGCAUUGACAGAGGGUUGGCAGAACACUGCCUUAAUGUGGAUCCUAAAGUUAAGCCAGUAAAGCAACGAACAAGGAAUUUUAGAGCCGAGAAUGACGCUGCAAUAAGGGAGCAGGUUUAUGGGUUGUUGGAAGCAGGGCACAUUGUGGAAGUGCAAUACCCAGAGUGGAUUUCAAACGCGGUAAUGGUACCAAAGAAAACAAAUACUUGGAGGAUGUGCGUAGAUUUCAGAGAUCUGAACGCCGCUUGCCCAAAAGACCACUAUCCUCUGCCGAGGAUUGACCAGCUGGUGGAUGCCACUUCGGGAUGCGCUUUACUAUCUAUGAUGGACGCGUAUCAGGGAUACCAUCAGGUUAAAAUGAACAGAGGAGACAUUGCCAAAACGGCAUUUGCCGUCUGUUGCGGGGUUUACGGCUGGAGGAGUAUGUCGUUUGGCUUGAAAAAUGCGGGAGCCACGUAUCAGCGGAUGAUGGAAAAAGUCUUCAAGGAACAACCCUCCAAGAAUAUCUCGGUGUAUGUGGAUGACAUGCUUGUGCGGAGUAUAAGGGCAGAGGAUGUCUCUGAUCUCGAUGAGAUCUUCACUGUGGUUAGAAAGCAUCGGCUCAUGUUGAAUCCAGCAAAAUGUACUUUUGGGGUCACAAUAGGCAAAUUCUUGGGCUACAAGGUUACCCCUGCAGGGAUUGAGGUUAACGCAGAGAAGGAAUGCCGAGUGGCAUUUGAGGAUCUCAAGGUAUAUCUAGCAAAACUCCCGACUCUGACCAAGCCGGUCCCGGGAGAAACGUUAUAUCUGUACAUAGCAGUGGGGGAAGAUGCAAUCAGCUCUGUGCUUAUCAGAGAGGAGGGAAGUCAACAGAAGCCCAUCUACUUCAUCAGCCGAAUCAUCCAGGGUCCCGAAUUGAAUUACACAGAGAUAGAGAAGGCUGCUCUGGCGGUCAUGGUCACGGCGAGAAAGUUGAGGCCGUAUUUUUUGUCACAUCGGGUAGUGGUGUGCACUGCCCUGCCUUUUAAACAAGUGCUGGGGCGCCCAGAUUUGUCGGGAAGAAUGGUGAAGUGGGCUGUGGAGUUGGGGGAAUAUGAUGUGGAAUAUGAGCCAAGAACAUCGAUCAAAGCACAAGAGUUGGCAGAUUUCAUCCAAGAAACAACUCGCCGUCCAGUACCGGAGUUUUGGGUUGCCUUUGUGGACGGAUCAGUGACAAAAGAGGGAUGCGGAAUUGGGGUAUACAUCACAUCACCAGGGUAUGGUACAUAUCAGUUUGCAAUCAAAUUCACUUGCCGAUUGUCCAACAAUGAGGCAGAGUAUGAAGCCGUGGUCAGAGGGGCGCAUAUUUUGUCACAACUCAAGGCCGAAUGUGUCAUCAUCAAGACAGACUCCCAGUUAGUGGCCCAACAAUAUUCAGGGGGCUAUAGUGUCAAAGAAGAACGCAUGAAGGCGUACCACCGCAAGAUCAGCGAGAUGAAGGACAAGUUUAUGGAAUUCAAAAUCGAGCAAAUCUGCCGGGAAGAUAAUACGAAAGCGGACCUACUGGCGCGGAUGGCUAGUGCAGUGGAACAAACCUGGAGUGAUGAAAUUAUUUUACUCUGUGAUACCAGAGAGAUGGGGACUUCACAGGUCUUCUCCGUAGAGAUCAGAGAUGACUGGCGGGCUCCUAUUACACAUUUUCUCAAGACAGGGGAGCGGUUGAACAAGGAAUCUAAUCAGAGGGCCCGAUACGAAAAUUAUUGCUUGCUUAAUGACCAACUCUACAAACGAUCCUUUACUCAGCCUUUACUAAAGUGCUUAUCUCCAGAAGAAGCUAACUUUGCUUUAAAUGAGGUUCAUGCAGGUUGCUGUGGUGGUCACACGGGAUUCCGGGACCUAGUACGCAAAAUCAUUCGGGCAGGGUUCUACUGGCCUAACAUCAACAAAGACGCCAGAGAAUUCGUCCGCAAGUGUGAGGCUUGCCAGAGACACGCUUGGCGAAUCAACAUUCCAGGGGAACCUAUGGGCGUUAUGUACGCUGCAUGUCCAUUCGACAAGUGGGGUAUCGACAUAGUCGGGAAGCUGCCCACGGCACCAGGGGGCAAAUGCUUUUUGCUGGUAGCGGUGGACUACUUCUCUAAGUGGGUCGAAGCUGAGGCUGUGGGGAAAAUCGAUGAGGUGACUGUGGAGCGCUUCAUCUGGCGGAAUAUAUGCUGCAGAUUUGGUGUGCCCAGGAUCAUCGUUUCUGACAACGGAACCCAGUUCACUGGGCAGAGGAUCGCGGAUUUCUGUGAUCGGAUGGAUAUCACUCAACGAUUCGUCUCGGUAGCUCACCCGCAAGCAAAUGGCCAAGUGGAGUUGGCCAACAGGACAAUAUGUGUAGGGAUCAAGAAGAGGCUGACUCAGAGCAGAGGCAAAUGGGUUGAGGAGCUGGAUACUGUACUUUGGGCCUACCGCACUAGCCCAAAGACAGCCACGGGUGAAGCACCAUUUACUCUGGUGUAUGGAUCUAAUGCGGUAAUACCAGCGGAGGUAAGAUUGGAAUCAUAUCGGAUAACAACCUACAACACUGAACACAAUGCUGAACUUCGCCGAGUAGAGCUAGAUUUGGUGGAAGCACAGAGGGAUGAAGCCCGGGUCAGAACAGCAAAAUACAAAAGCAUUAUCAAGGCAGGGUAUGACAAGCGGGUCAGAGCACGGAAAUUGUCAAAGGGAGAUCUGGUUCUCAAGCGGGCUGAUGCAUUGAAGGCAGUGGGUAAGUUCGAAGCUAAUUGGAAAGGCCCGUGUAUCAUCACAGAGGUCCUAGGUGGUGGAGCUUACACAUUGUCGGAUCCAGACGGCAGAGCUCUUCCUAGACCAUGGAAUAUUAACAAUCUCAAAAAGUUCUAUCUGUUGGAUAACCGCGAGAAGAAGAAACAAGCGAUGGCUGAGAAUAUUGAUAUUGAAGCUGCGUGGCGUAUGAUUGCAGAACUGCAGAGGCAGCUGGAUGAGCAAAGACAAAUUAGAGAGGCCAACAGACGUGCACAGCCUCCUCCACCACCUUCACUACUCGAUUACAUGUACCAAUCUCAAGUUGGGCAAUUUGAUGGAGGUGGACGGGGGUCAGCUAUGCAGGCAAACACUUUUGAAUUGGAGGAGAUGGCCUCCAAUAGCUACCAAUUGCCACAUGAUCGGAGCUCCACAAGGAUGAUUGUCAAUGAGCCUAAGAAGGUGUCACUUGAAGAGAUGAUGCAACAACUGUUGGUGCAGAUGACUAGUUUUGAAACUACUAUUGACAACAAGAUGGCCAGUAUAGAGACGACUGUGGGUGCUAAGAUUGCCAAUCUUGAGAAUAGUAUGGGUGCGAGGAUGGCCAGUCUAGAGAAUGGUAUGGCUAACAUGGGGAACAAUGUUUCAGCACUGUCCAAGCAGGUACAGAUUUUGGAGAUGCAAGUUAGCCAAAUGGCUAGCCAUGCAGUUGUGCAGAGCAUGCCUCGACAUACCGAAGGCAAGCAGAAUGACCAAUGCAAUGCGAUUCUCGAUGGCACUCUGACUCAGCAGCGGGAUCAUCCGGAGCAGCGGGACGGCAAGGAUGCCAAGGAAAUCAAGCUGGAGAUUCCCCAUUGCAAGAAUAAGAAAAAAGUUGCCAAUACCGAGGAGACAGAGCAUAAACGCAUAGUGGAUGAGCUAGAGAGGCUACUUGAAGAAUCAAACCAGCGUGCACAGCCUCAAGAUUUCAGAGCAGCGAAGCAAAGCUCAGUGCUCAACAGCCAGAGCAGAGAAAUCAACCAUUUCUCUGCCAAUAUCCGUUCCUCUGCCAAUGAUAAAGAAAAAAAAGCGGAUGCGCAUGGGUCUUCUACCUCUGUUCGUGUUAAGCGUUCUGUCACGCCUGCUGUGUUUGAUGUUCAUUGA
This is a messenger RNA of Salvia miltiorrhiza (redroot sage), 4767 nucleotides long. RefSeq lists its product as uncharacterized. The coding region runs from base 1 to 4767 and encodes 1588 amino acids. Gene Ontology annotation, molecular function: RNA-DNA hybrid ribonuclease activity; nucleic acid binding. The transcript is spliced from 5 exons. The record is from RefSeq and is a predicted model, not a curated record. NCBI's taxonomy places the organism in Eukaryota, Viridiplantae, Streptophyta, Magnoliopsida, Lamiales, Lamiaceae. Gene Ontology annotation, biological process: DNA integration.